AUGGAACCCCACCACGGUGUGCUAGGUCAAACUUCUCCCAGCUCCUACCGCCUGGAAACCAACACCACCACGUUCAGUCCCGGAGAUCGGAUCCAAGUCGUUCUAUCCGGAACAUCGCAUUUUGAGGGAUUUCUGCUUCAGGCCAGAGAUGCAGCCAAUCAGGGCUCAGUAUCCACAGUUGGCACCUUCACCCUGACCAAUCAGAAAAUGACACAGCUACUCACCUGUAGUAAUCACCAGGGUUCAGCAGUGAGCCAUACAAGUAAGGCCAGACAGACUGAGGUUGUUGUCAUCUGGAAUGCUCCUACAGAUGUUCCCGAACAGGUUCAGUUUUUUGUGACUGUAGUUGCCCACUACAAUGUAUUUUGGGUGAAGCUGCCUGGACCAAUCAUCUAUCAGCAUGGUGUUACGCCUCACCCACCUCCGUCAGACACUACACCUCAUCCAGUGCAACCUACAACCAACCCCUCCACCCUGCCCGGGCCUUUUACUUCUGAGGGAUGUGGCCAAACUAAAUCCUGUCUGCUAGAUCCUCCAGGCUGUGAUCCAGAAGAAGAUCCUCGCUGCGUCUUCCUGUCCAUGACUACAGAGGGGCCACACAAAAUGUCUGUGGUAUUUGAGCUGAGUGGGCCAGCGGAGGGUUACGUUUCCUUUGCACUGUCCUGGGACACAUGGAUGGGUGAUGACGAUGUGUAUAUGUGUGUAAAAGAUGGGGAUAGAGUCUCAGUGAGUGCUGCCUUCAUCAGUGGACGUUCACACCCGGAGGACCAAUCACAGUCUGGUCUCUCCUCUGUGUCAUGGCGGCUGGCUGAUGGAGUGAUUCAGUGCAGGUUGAGUAGACCAGUCAAAUUGACCAAUCCAGCCCGCUAUGAUCUGGACCAAGACUACUUCCUGUUUCUAGCUUCUGGACAGACUCAGUACGGUAAAUUAUGGAAACAUAGUCAGCAGCCAUUAAUCUCCAGUCACAGAAAACACAUCACUGGACCCCCUGAGGUCCUGAGAGGCUCCCGGGGACCCAUCCUAAUGAAACUGCAUGGUGCACUGAUGCUGCUAGCCUGGAUGCUAACAGGAAGUGUUGGUACCUUCAUUGCCAGCUUCUACAAACCUGAUUGGCCAAAUAAAACUCUGCUCGGCCAAAAAGUCUGGUUCCAGGUUCAUCGAGGCCUGAUGAUGCUAACUGUGACUCUGACCAUUGUAGCCUUUUGCCUCCCAUUUUUUUACAGGAAAGGUUGGAGCAAGCAUGCAGGUGUCCAUCCAUACCUAGGCUGCAGUGUUCUAACAUUAUCUCUGAUUCAACCCAUCAUGGCUGUGAUGCGACCAUCAGCUGACUCCCACAGGAGAUAUAUCUUUAACUGGGGCCACUGGGGACUUGGGUCUGUGACUGAGAUCUUGGCAGUGGCAGCCAUGUUCCUGGGGAUACGUCAAUCCUCCCUGCUCCUCCCGCAGCCAUGGGCAACACAUGUUCUGAUUGGCUACGUGACAUGGCUGGCCUCGUUCAGAUUCCUCCUCCUGAUGCACAAGCACCUUUACAUCCAAAAAUCAGCAGCGGGGUCAGAUGACCAGCUGGCCAUCCUUUCAGAGCCUGGGCGAUGGGGGUUCAUAAAGUCUCUCAUCUUGGCUGCCUUGGCUCUGGGAAACUCUGGUCUCACCGUGGCCCUGCUGUCUUCUAUUGCUGACAUUUGA
Messenger RNA from Cottoperca gobio, 1683 nucleotides. It is a transcript of the gene frrs1a, whose product is annotated as ferric-chelate reductase 1a. Gene Ontology annotation, cellular component: membrane. The record is from RefSeq and is a predicted model, not a curated record. Lineage: Eukaryota; Metazoa; Chordata; Actinopteri; Perciformes; Bovichtidae. Bases 1 to 1683 code for a protein of 560 amino acids. The transcript is spliced from 16 exons.